Messenger RNA from Colossoma macropomum (tambaqui), 724 nucleotides. RefSeq names its product chemokine (C-C motif) ligand 36, duplicate 1 (gene ccl36.1). The record is from RefSeq and is a predicted model, not a curated record. Gene Ontology annotation, biological process: cellular response to interleukin-1; positive regulation of GTPase activity; immune response. The coding region runs from base 144 to 443 and encodes 99 amino acids. Gene Ontology annotation, cellular component: extracellular region. Lineage: Eukaryota; Metazoa; Chordata; Actinopteri; Characiformes; Serrasalmidae. The transcript is spliced from 3 exons. Gene Ontology annotation, molecular function: chemokine activity; CCR chemokine receptor binding.
UUUGUCGCCUAUGUUGUCCCCUCACCCAGACUGCACUUUACCCCCUCCCCUCAUCUACCGAUAAAACACUGAGGCCCAGAGAAAGCUCACCCCUUACCCUCGUAUCAGCAGCACUCAUCACCUGUGGAGCCGAAUCUGCAGCCAUGCGAAACCUUUACUGCGCUCUCCUGCUCGGCCUGCUGGUGGUCACCUGCCUUCAGUCGUUCGCCGCAGGCAACAAUGGAAAAUCACCAGAUGAAUGUUGUUUUAAUUUCUUCAACAAACCGAUCCCAGUAAGAUCCAUCGUGUCCUAUGAAGAAACAAGAACUGAGUGUCCAAAAGCUGGAGUCGUUUUUAUCACCAAGAAAGAAGCUCGUAUGUGUGUGGACCCCGGCUUCAAGUGGGUGAAGCGAGCCAUAGACCAGAUUGAUAUUAGAAAUGUGGAAGGUUCCACAGAUGAUUAAACCCCGUCUGGAUUAAUGUGAAAUCAGCGUAUGGUUUCUUUAUGGAAUGCACUUUUCAUCUCCUUAUUACAGCAGUGCUAGGAUGGUCUCUGCCUGGACCAGAGAAUAAAGCUUUUUCUUAUAAAUCACUUUAAACAGAAAGCUCACAUGACUCUGUCACUGUGUAACUGUAUUAAAUAUGUCCUCAUUUAUGAUUUUCUUUUUCCUGUACACAAGUUAAAAGUACACUUCAUUACUGUCACUGCAAAUCCUUUGAUAAAUAAAAAUACUUUUAAAGAAAA